UUGCGCGGCAGUUGGCCAUUUGGCUUUGGCGUUAGCCGUUUUUGUUUAUCGCGCUGCGGACCGCCUCGCAUUUCGCGUCGCCUUGGGCCAAUUAGAAAAUCCCUGCUCCGCGAAAAUUCCACUCGAGAGUUGCAGUUCCGCGGGUUGAACUAAAGUGUUUUCCGCGAAAAUCUUACUUGGCCAAGAAAACGAAGAAAAAGUGCAAAUCCAAGGGAGAAACAAGAAAAAAAGCAAACGCAAGCGGUGCAAAAUAAGUGCAAGAAAUGUGCUAAAAAUUUAAUUUGUUUCGGCCACCCCACCCCGCCCAUUCGCCACCUUGCCACCCCACCAAAGGUGACGCAUGCGAGAGAAGCAAAAGGCAAAAGCGGACAGCAAAAACAACUCAAGAAGGCGAUACAAAUUGAGAGCAAGGAGCAUAUUUACAUUCACAUGCAUGACUCAUGUUCACAGCAGGAUAUCGCAAAGGAGAAAGAGAGUGGUGAAGCCAGGGGAGGGAAAGAGCGCGACAGAGCUUAGCCGGCUUUGUUGGUGUUACACAGAAAAAAACUGUUUUCUUUUAAUAUACCAACUACAAAAUUACAUCCAAGAAAUCUGAAUUACAUUAAAUUUUUUCAAAUAACUUAAAUAUUUCUUACAAAAAUGGCAGGCAGGAAAUUGUAUGAAUUACAUUUUGACAGAAGAUUUUUAUUUCGUAGGUUUCUUAAUUGAAGUACUAAGCACAAAAUUAAAUGGUUUUGAUAUUUUUUUCGUUUUAGUAGAUAUAGUAGUAGAUAUAUAUUUUUUCUGUGUAAGCGAGAGUGUCCAAUUGGGAGAGUCAUGUAAAAGAGAGAACGCCAAUCAGCUGUGAAUGCACAAGUCCUUGAAGCACACACAAAAAACCGCUUGUUUGCGGAGCAGAGUGAAUCGAAAUCGAGCGGAUGUGUGGCUCAACUUUUGCCGAUUUCCCUUAUUAUCCCUUCCAGAGGGAGAAAAACUUUCGGCUCAACUUUUCGUCUCAGUUUCAAUUUCCGCUGUCCUUUACCGUUAUGCCCUUUUAUAGCCCAGUUAGCCUGCAUUCGUCGUGGCCUUGACAACACUUUUGACAUUGACACCCGCCCCCCUCACCUCACCCACACUUAUGGAAGGAAAGAGAGUGAAUAAGAGAGGACUUAGCUUUGCUGCAGCUUCCUUUUCAUUGUUGUUUUUGUGGGGCCCGAAUAACGGACACCUGUUGAAUGCAGAAUGUUCACACACACACACACACACUUUUAUACAGCAAUUGCUUAGUGACGUCAGAGCGCCCUGCUUACUGCAGAUUUACCCAAUCGGGCAUAAAGCAAAAAAGUAAACAUAAUAUAGGUAUUUGUAGUACAGUGCUCAAACAUAAUGCACCCAGAUGUACUCACAUGAAAAUUCCCGGAAAAUUCCCACAAAGCAAGGUGGAAACGCUUGGCAUUGAUACUGCAGUAAAUACAGUGCUCUCUUUUUGUUGUGAACAAGAAAGCAGAAAAUAGAGCAUUUACAAAUUACCUGAUAAAUGCCCUAUUAAAGUUAUAUUGCUGACCUGUAAAUACCAUGGAAAAUCACUUUUCACAUCAUAAAAAAUUGUGUUUUACGAGACUUAACAAACUGGUGAUUGUAUAUGUCUAAAAAAUAAACAAAAAUUUAUCGGAAGAGUGUGUAUGGCAGUCUUAUUCAUGGUUUUUAAGAUCAAGGUGUUCAGACUGAUGAACAUGGAUUUACACUGCCUUACAGGUUUACUUACGGACAUGCAAACCAUUUCCCUAAUUCUAAUUUUCCAAACACCAAAACAAUGCACUCACGAAUACAAUGCCCUGUAUAUAAUCAGUGUAAUUAAAAACAACUGAAAAUCAAUUCUAAAUCAAUUAUCGACUUUCCUAAAAUCGGGUUGGUUUGCUAUUAAAUUUACAUCUCACACAAUAAAUAAUUGUUAGAAGAAUUUAUAAUUGAAUUGCACCAAAGCGAUUGUGCAAUGAUUUGCCUUGUGGGGAAUACAGAAGGCCUGCUGGGGCAAUCAACCAGUUUAAAACAACCCACAUUUGUUUUUGGGAAGUCGGCCAUUAAACACUUAAACCAAUAAAAUGUGCUAUUGAUAUCAACAUGAUAUUUCGACGCCUUAAUUAUAGGGUAAAAGGGUGUAUUGCAUUCGUAAUGAACCAUGUACCCUAGCGGAUUUCGACAGGUAGUUAAUUCUGAAUCGCUCUAUAUGUGAAUACAUUUUGUAAAACAUUCACUUUGAAAUUUAAUUUGGUUUAAAAAUUUAAAGAUGUAUCUAAUAUACCCUUUAAAAACGAUUCCCCCUGGGUAUACGAAAAUCAAAGCAAAAUUUGUUUAUUUAUUUAUUGCCCAGACACAUGCGUGCAAACACUCGCAGUAUGAUGGAAAUCGUUUCCAGCUGUCUUAUACUUUUCAGCAGGGAAAGGGGAACAGUCUAUCAAAGUGAUGGAUGGUACAGUCUCAUUGAGCCAGUCCCCCAGGGAAGUUUGUUCGGUGCCGAUGGGUUUCCAAUUGCAUUUUAAUCUCCGGGGAGUUGGCAACACGUUAAACUUUCGCUUUUCGCUUGUAGAAUGAAGUGUUAUGAGGUGGCCUCAAAUCGAGACUGUUCCUCCUAUAGCCUAAGCUGGUCAUGAUCGGGGGCAGGAGAUGCAGUGAGGCCGCCCGGCGGUUGCGAAGGCGUCCCGAUACCCUGGAACUCUCAGUUCUGGGCGGCCAACCCAUGGAAACGGAACUCCAGGAGGAAGAUGAUGAACGGACUCCAGCUACAGGAACUGGAAAUACAGAUGUUUCUAGAACCAAAAGUACUGAAGCAACCAGCAAAAGAACUCGUUGGUUUCAGUUCGCCAGGAGCUCAAAAAAUCGAAGGAAACGACUGCACUGCGAUGAUGAUGAGGAAACUGAGGAUCAGGGCGGAAGGAACUCUGAUAAGGAUGGCACCCGGAGGGCGUGUCUCGCCCAACCGGAGGGCAUGAACAUUGGCAGCUCCACACAAACCAUUGCCACGCCCCUGAUGGUGGGUGACAGUUUCUACAGCCUGGCCCCCGAAGGAGCCAAUCCAUCAACCAAUAGGUCCGUUGACCAGGAGCUGUACAAACAGAGGGAUCCCUCGGUGGCCUCGGAGACCAAGUCGCUUCCGAGUAUGAGACGUCUGUCCCAGAUAAGAAGGCGCCGCAGCUCGUACUACUUUUCGGAAAACGAACGCAGAAUCCGCGCCAACGACAAAGAGUUUAAUGCCCAGUUCAAAUAUCACAACAACUACAUCAAGACCUCAAAGUAUUCGCUGUUCACGUUCCUGCCCUUUAAUCUGCUGGAGCAAUUCCAGCGGCUGGCCAACUUUUAUUUUCUCUGUCUGCUGGUCCUUCAACUGAUACCCGCAAUCUCCUCCCUCACACCCGUGACCACAGCCAUUCCCCUAAUAGGAGUACUCACGCUAACUGCGGUUAAGGAUGCCUACGAUGAUAUUCAACGUCAUCUGUCCGACUCGCAGGUGAACAAUCGCAAGUCGAAAACGCUCCGCAAUGGCAAGUUGGUGGAGGCCAAGUGGUCGGAGGUGCAGGUGGGUGACGUGAUCCGGCUGGACAACAAUCAGUUUGUGGCAGCCGAUACAUUGCUACUGUCCACAUCCGAGCCAAAUGGUCUGUGCUUCAUCGAGACAGCCGAACUGGAUGGGGAGACGAAUCUCAAGGCGAAACAGUGCCUGACGGAGACCAUCGAGCUGGGGGAUCGUCACGAUUCGCUAUGGAACUUUAACGGUGAGAUCAUCUGCGAGAGACCCAAUAAUCUGCUGAACAAGUUCGAUGGCACCCUGAUUUGGCGGAGUCAGCGGUUCGCCCUGGACAACGAGAAAAUCUUAUUAAGAGGCUGUGUCUUGCGGAACACCCAAUGGUGUUAUGGCGUUGUGGUCUUCGCCGGAGUGGACACCAAGUUGAUGCAGAAUUCUGGAAAGACCCAGUUCAAGAGCACGGGCGUAGAUCGCCUGCUCAACUUUAUUAUUAUUGGGAUCGUCUUAUUUCUGGUGUCAAUAUGUGCCCUCUUUGCGAUCGGCUGUGCCGUGUGGGAGGGCCUGAUUGGCCAGCAUUUCCAGCUGUAUCUGCCCUGGGAGCGCAUCAUACCCAAGGAUUACAUACCCACGGGGGCCACCGUCAUCGGAUUGCUGGUUUUCUUCUCGUAUGCCAUAGUCUUAAACACAGUUGUGCCAAUCUCUCUCUACGUUUCAGUAGAGGUAAUACGCUUCGUACAGUCGUUCCUCAUCAACUGGGAUGAGGAGAUGUAUUAUGCGACCACCAAUACCUAUGCCAAAGCCCGCACCACCACGCUUAACGAAGAGCUGGGCCAGAUCCAGUACAUAUUCUCGGACAAGACGGGCACCCUCACCCAGAACAUCAUGACGUUCAACAAGUGCAGCAUCAAUGGGCGCAGUUAUGGCGAUGUGAUUGACCUGCGCACCGGCGAGCUCAUCGAGAUUACGGAGCAGCAAACAAUUUUCCAAAAUAGCAACACCAACAACAGACCCAGCCCCGCAGGUGGAGCUGCGAUAGCGCCACCUGCAGCAGCACCCCCCAUCAUCCUAGUGCACACGGCCGAGGUCCAUGCCAAGAAGAGUGCCCUGGUGGUCACCUCCUCCUCCUCCUCCUCGGGGGAGGCACAGGUAUCCUCGAGACCGGACUUCGAGCACUCUGCUCCGCCGCUGGACGCGGGUGAAAAGAGGCUGGGACUCAAACAUGUGCGAUACUCGGCGUCGAGUAGAAGUCAGGAGGAUGACCCUGGGGGACUGUCUCCCAGAAUGGGUCUUUCACCAUCCAUCGGCAAUGACGAGCGCAGGAGCAGCGGCGGCUUCAAGCGGAGCGGAGCGGGAUUUAUGCAGCGACAAUUGUCCCGCACAAGCAGUUGCGACAAAGUAAAGAUUUUGCAUGACACCGAACAUGAACAGACAGAAGCACACAACAUGCACCAUUCACAGCACCAUCGCAAGCGAUUAGUCAAGAUCCGGUUCAAGAAAUCCCCAUCAACAGUCACGCUCGAGCAGCCUUAUGAAGGGGAUCCAAAAUACACAUCCACACUGCACCCAAGCGAUUCGAGCACCACAAAGCACUGCCGCCAUGCAUUCGCCACCAAUUGGAGUUCGUCGCCUCAGAGAGUGCACGCCCUUCAAACCGUCGACUUUUCGGCCAAUCCGCAUUACGAGAGCGACUUCCGGUGGUACGAUCGCACGUUACUAGAUGCUGUCCGCUCGGAUGAGGAGCACUCCCAUGUGUUUUUCCGCCUGCUGGCCCUCUGCCACACGGUCAUGGCCGAAACGGUGGAUGGGAAACUGGAGUACCAGGCCCAAAGUCCCGAUGAGGCUGCUCUUGUGGCAGCCGCUCGCAAUUUCGGCUUUGUCUUUCGCACGCGAACACCAAAUAGUAUUACCAUCGAGGUGAUGGGACAAUUGGAGGAAUACGAGCUCCUAAACAUCCUUGAUUUCAACAAUGUCCGCAAGCGGAUGUCUGUGAUCCUCCGGCGCGGUGACUCCAUGGUGCUCUACUGCAAAGGAGCGGACAAUGUGAUAUACGAUCGUCUGCAUAGCGGACAGGAAGAUAUGAAAGCGCGCACCCAGGACCACCUUAAUAAAUUUGCUGGUGAGGGCCUGCGUACCUUAGCUCUAGCUGAGCGUCGUUUAACGGAGCAGUACUACAACGACUGGAGAAGUCGUCAGCAGGAGGCUGCCCUUUCGAUGGACUCACGGGAGCAAAAGUUGAACGAAAUCUACGAGGAGAUCGAGAGUGAAAUGCAACUGGUUGGAGUGACGGCCAUCGAGGAUAAACUGCAGGAUGGCGUGCCCAAGUCCAUAGCCAAUUUGCAGAAUGCCGGCAUAAAGAUAUGGGUUCUAACAGGAGACAAGCAGGAAACGGCCAUCAACAUCGGUUAUUCCUGCCAACUGCUCACUGAUGAGCUGGCCGAUGUCUUUAUAGUGGAUGGAAACUCUGUGGAAGAGGUAGAAAAGCAGCUGAGGCAGUUCAAAGAGUCCAUAAAGAUAUACAAUCGAUUUCGACCAGGAGGCUUUGAUCCCUUUGACCGGUUAAACAGCGACAGUAAUAUGGAUCCGCUGAGUGUGACCAUGACCCAAACAUCGGCCUUCAUGCAGGAGUCAAAUCUCCCGCCCACGCCGCCUCCACCGCCUGCCAUUUCGGUGGUUACCUUUAGGUGGGAUGACAAAACUAAGGAUAAUAAGGGCGGACCGGACAGUGCGGAAUGCAAUGACCUGUUCGGCGAUGAGAAGAGGAGCGAGGGAGGAGGCACUGCCUCCAUUGUGGUGGAUGAAAGCACAGGCUUUGCCCUGGUGGUCAAUGGGCACUCACUGGUGCACUGCCUUUCGCCGGAAUUGGAGACCAAAUUCCUGGACAUCGCCUCGCAGUGCAAGGCGGUCAUCUGUUGCCGGGUAACGCCCCUCCAGAAGGCGCUGGUCGUCGAGCUAAUUAAGCGUGCCAAAAAAGCCGUCACCCUGGCCAUUGGCGAUGGCGCCAAUGAUGUGUCCAUGAUCAAGGCUGCCCACAUAGGCGUUGGUAUCUCAGGGCAGGAGGGCCUUCAGGCUGUCCUGUCCAGUGACUAUUCGAUUGCCCAGUUCCGAUACCUUGAGCGAUUGCUGCUGGUCCAUGGUCGCUGGUCCUACUACCGCAUGUGCAAAUUUCUGCGAUACUUCUUUUACAAGAACUUUGCAUUUACCCUGUGCCAUUGCUGGUAUUCGCUCUUCUGCGGCUUCAGCGCUCAGACGGUGUUCGACCCAAUGUUCAUAUCGGUUUACAAUCUGUUUUACACGUCCUUGCCCGUUUUGGCGUUGGGCGUCUUCGAGCAGGAUGUCUCGGACAAGAAUAGCGUGGAUUUCCCACGCCUCUACACGCCGGGUCUCAAAAGCGAACUGUUCAACAUUCGUGAGUUCAUCUACAGUGUGUUGCACGGGGCCUUUACUUCGCUGGUCUUGUUCCUGAUUCCCUACGGCGUCUACAAGGACGGUGUCUCGCAGAACGGAUUUAUUGUCAGCGAUCAUAUGACCCUUGGCGCCGUUGUGGCCACCAUACUCAUAGUGGAUAAUACAGCACAGAUAUCUUUGUACACCUCUUACUGGACCGUUGUCAAUCACGUGACCAUUUGGGGUAGCUUGGUUUGGUACUUUGUGCUUGAUUAUUUCUACAACUAUGUCAUUGGAGGGCCAUAUGUGGGCUCUUUGACCCAAGCCAUGAAGGACCUGACAUUUUGGGUUACCAUGUUGAUCACAGUGAUGGCCCUGGUAGCGCCUGUUCUGGCGUACAAGUUCUAUCUACUGGAUGUGCAUCCCAGCCUUUCGGAUAAGAUACGUCAAAGGUCCUUGAAAAAGAUUCACUCGAGAGCCUCGAGUAAUGUCAGGCGAACGGCUUCAUCGCGUCGCGGACGUCGUUCCGUUAGAUCAGGAUAUGCCUUUGCCCAUCAGGAGGGUUUUGGUCGCCUGAUUACCUCCGGCAAGAUCAUGCACAAAUUGCCCCAGGACUUUGCCUUCCCACUCGGUUUGGGCACUAAAAAGACACAGGCCCUUCACAACAACCUUAACUCGGCCGAUGGAUCCUCGAAGUCCAACAACGCCUCGGGCCAACAUAUGGUCAAUAACAACACAAAUCUGCGACAGAAUCAGAACCAGAACCACUCGUCGAUGGCGGAUAUAACGGCAGAUGGUCGUGGAACUGGAGGAGAAGAUGGGAGAGGCAGUGUGAGCACGGAUGAUAUGAGUCCCCGAGCUCCCUGCCAGGAUCUGGAUACGAUUAAUCUCUAAGCUUUAGAUGCAGGUGCUGGAUCGGUAGCGGGUUCCGUAACAAACACCAAAAACUUUAAUGAAUUUAAGUCAGCAAAAAUAGGAUUAAGUUUAAGUUUUAGUCAGAAUAGAGCAGUAGAACUUAGUGAGGGUGUAUGCUAUUUUGUUCUGUGUGAAUGUGAGUCAAAAAAUGAAACAAGUAUUAUAUUGAA
Molecule: messenger RNA, 7968 nt
Organism: Drosophila subpulchrella
Lineage: Eukaryota; Metazoa; Arthropoda; Insecta; Diptera; Drosophilidae
Gene: ATP8B
Product: phospholipid-transporting ATPase ID
Exons: 20
Coding region: 2627-7777 (1716 amino acids)
Biological process (GO): phospholipid translocation; Golgi organization
Cellular component (GO): plasma membrane
Molecular function (GO): ATPase-coupled intramembrane lipid carrier activity; magnesium ion binding; ATP binding
Source: RefSeq, a predicted model, not a curated record